Molecule: messenger RNA, 2393 nt
Organism: Humulus lupulus (European hop)
Lineage: Eukaryota; Viridiplantae; Streptophyta; Magnoliopsida; Rosales; Cannabaceae
Exons: 9
Coding region: 437-2137 (566 amino acids)
Source: RefSeq, a predicted model, not a curated record
UCGAUUCUUAACAUAUAAAACAAAAAUAUCAAUACAUUUUAUGAUCAAUUUUCUCUAUGACCACCACGUGGUGUUUGAAGGCUUUUUAUUUUUUAUUUUUUUUUAGGGAAAAAAUCAUUAUUUUCUCAUAUGGGGAAGGGAAGAUUUGGUUUUGAGGUUCCAAACUUCUUGGUCUGAUGAGUUUUUGGCCAAUUGUCUAAUCGUCUUUUGUCGUCUUCUCGCAGAAGAAGCAGGCUUCGGUUCAACAAUCCACCUCCUCUAAAUCCCACCUCUUCAGCUCAUAUAAAUAAUUAACAUUGAUAAAUAGUUACUUUCCUAUUGAAUAUAAUAAAAUAAACAAACGUUCAAACUGGCUUCUUCUAUGAAGAUGAUCACCAUUGACUCUAAAUUCAUAUAAUCUAAUUCCAUUCUUCUUUUUCUCUCUAAUUUUUAUGGUAUGGAUUUAUUACAUAAUCCUGGUGAUUGGUUCAAGCUCAGCUAUCUGAUUUUUGCAUUUUGUUCUGCUCUCUUCCUUGGCGCUCUCAAAGGUUUACUUGUGGGACCUAUUGUUGGUCUUAUAUUGAUAGCAGGGAAUGUUGGAGUCAUUCUUGGUUUGCUCCCAGCCCAUGUUGUGUGGACAGUUUACACCCUAGUAAAGAUUAACAGACUUGAUACACCGCUUAAAGUUGCAAUCUUGUUGGGUUUGCCAGCCUUGUUUGGACUUUGGUUGGGUUUGAGCAUUGGUGGGAGUGUUCUCGUGGGACUUGGCUAUGGAUUCUUCACACCAUGGGUUUCCACUUUUGAAGCCUUCAGACAUGAAAAUGAAACCAAGAAAUAUGUACACAUUGUAGUGGAUGGAACAUGGGAAACCAUCAAAGGAAGCUGUACAGUAGUUCGAGACUUUGCUGACCUGUGCUACCAUUCUUACCCAAUUUGCCUAAAAGAAUUACGUGAAUCCCCUGAUUCAAAUGAGUUUCAAACUCUUAGGUUCAUUCAUGUCCCUGCUUGCAUCGUAGCUGGGUUGAUGGGGCUAAUGGUGGAGGUUCCAUUGUACACUGCAAUUGCUGUGGUAAAGAGUCCAUACAUGUUAUUCAAGGGAUGGUUUAGGCUUAUACAUGAUCUCAUUAGCCGAGAAGGACCAUUUCUUGAAACAGCAUGCAUACCAAUUGCCGGUUUGACAAUCUUGGUUUGGCCGAUUGUUGUCGUUGGAAGCGUCAUAUUAGCUGCUUUCUCUAGUAUUUUUGUUGGACUGCAUGCAUCGGUCAUAGUCUAUCAGGAAAGAUCUUUCAGAAGAGGUGUGGCUUAUGUGAUUGCUAUGGUUGCUGAAUUUGAUGAAUACACCAAUGAUUGGCUUUAUCUCCGGGAGGGGUCUAUUUUCCCAAAGCCCCAGUAUCGAAAGAAAAGCGUUUCAAGAACACAGUCAUCUGUUGGAGCGAAUCAAGUGGCUGGAGUCAUAUCCAGUUCUGUUUCGUCAGAAGCACCUGCAAUGCUUGUGCCGAGUUUAGCUCAUUCAAGAUCAGUGAGAGAGACCAUACAAGAAGUGAAAGUAGUGCAGAUAUGGGGAAACAUGAUGAAAUCUUGUGAAAUUAGAGGCAAGGAAUUAUUGGAUGCUAAUGUGAUAACACCAGCGGAUCUCUAUGAGUGGUUGAAAGCAAAGAACAGCAAUGAAGCAGUGAUUAUUGAUGUAGGCUUGCCUUGCUACUCAUUACUGCAGUUUUUGCUGCACUCCAUUGAAUUAAAUUCAAGUGGUCUAGUGCUGCUUGAUAAUUUUGAGGUAACCCACUUGAAUAGACCCAAGGACAAAUUGUUAGAUUGGUUCUUUAAUCCAGUAAUGGUUUUAAAAGAACAGAUUAAGGCCAUAGCCUUAGAAGAAGGUGAGGUGAGAUUCUUGGAGAAGGUUGUUCUUUUUGGAAGCAAUACACAACGCAUGGAAGCUUGGGAAAAUGGGAGUUUAACACCUAAAGAUGCUCUAAGAGCUGCUCAAAUUCAGGGACUCAGUAGAAGGAUGACUGGAAUGGUGAGAAGCGUAUCGAAGUUUCCUACUCACCGGAGGAGAUUUCGCCAAGUUGUGAAGGAUUUGAUGGCCUAUUAUUUAGAGAAGGAGAAUUCUAAUAGGCCAUUUUCCAUGAGAUCUACUGCAUCCAUUGAAAAUGUGUAAGGAGACCUACUUUAACAUGGUUCCUUUUAUCAUUUUAAGCAAAGAAAAGUUUCAGUGUGAAUAUCCUUUAGAAUUAGUAUGUGUGUUGAUAUACAUCACUCUAAAUUUAACAUUCAGACAGUAGUGCAGGCUAAAAAAAUACAUGUUCGAUUGUGCAAAAUUUGGGAGCUAAAACAUUCCAAUUUAAUAGCUCUUUCAGUCUUUUAAUACUGAAUGAAAACAUAUAAAUAUAUAUAUAUAUAUAUAUAUUCCUUUC